Molecule: messenger RNA, 1635 nt
Organism: Schistosoma curassoni
Lineage: Eukaryota; Metazoa; Platyhelminthes; Trematoda; Strigeidida; Schistosomatidae
Source: the annotation of a GenBank genome assembly
AGUGCAUUUGUUUCUAGUGAAAACCUUGGUCAAUAUGAACCGCAAAUUCUCAAUAAGUUCAACUUUAAUUAUAGUUUUUAUGGUUCCAUAUCAAAUGUUAUUUAUCCUCACAAUCCGUUGACUCCUAGUCAGUGUGAGAAAUAUGUUUUAAAUGAGUCACAGUUCAAAUGUUAUUGUAGCAGAUGUUGGUUGCUCUCAUACUUCAUAUGUGUCACGUAGAAUCCCUACUCAAUGCUAUGAUGAAUCAUUUGAUAUAACAAGUAUUUGCAAAACAGUACUGAAACCAAGAUACCCAGAAGUGAUGUCGUUCACACAGUGGAAAAAUUUAAAUUUAGUCUCCAAGUUUGGCAGUUCGAAAUUCAAGGUAAGGCUUAAUGUCUGCGAUGGUAAAAUUGAAGAUUUAUUUAUAAUGAAAGCGGCUGAACCUGACACUGGUUCAAAAGUUCAUACUUACCUCAGGAAUCUGAGGUCAAACGAAGAUAAAAAGCGUGUCAAUUUCACAUCACCAAAAAUGUUAAAUAUGAUCAAAUUGCAUAAAACAUUCAGCGUUUCUGGAAAACUGUAUGAUAAGUCAUCAAAUUUCAGGAUUUGUUGUAGCUAUCUAAAAAUACUCGGCAAAUCUGUUGGUAUCUAUCUCGUUUAUUUGGACAAAGUGAAUGUCAUAUACAAAAAGGUAAGCCUUAUUUCAAUACUUCAAAGUCAUUACAAUUGUGAUAUACCUGUAUUUAGAUUACAGCCACCUACUGAUCCGAAUUGUUAUGAAGCACAUAUAAAUGUCCUGUUCAAAUGCUUUGGAGAAAAAGCAAGCCAACAUGAAUCACAAGUAUUGUUACUGACAAAUCGAAAUGUAAAAUGUGCUUAUUCGUAUUGUGAAUGGAAUGAACGAUGGAAAAAUCAUCAAUUAUAUUAUUACCCAUACAGGUCAAUAUCAUACAAAAGGUUCCUUCAACCUUUAUGUAUACCAACACACCCCUUAUACUUCCAUAUGAUGAAAGCGUAAGUAGUGUCGAGACAGUUCAGAUCAAUAGUCACAUUAUUUGUAACGUGCGUAUGUGAAGAUCUAACGUUGUUUCGUGGUGGAGGAAGAAUCAUAUAUGCAUUGAACGAAUGAACACAACAAAAAAUCAGAUGGUUCAAUAGAUUUCUUUUUCAAAUGAAGCUAAAAAAAAAGCUGAAGCAUGAUCGGAUGAGAUCCCAGCGAGUACGAAAAAGUACAACAACCUUUCGAAUAGGCUCUCCACGGAAAAAGUAUUCUUACGUAAUUCAUUAAAAAAGAAAGGGCGUUGAUAUGACGGGAUUAAAAAACAAAAUUACAUUCUUUUACUCAUUGUAAUCUUUGUUCAACAUUACUUCCGUUUUAAUUUAAUAUGAUAAUUACUCAAUGUAGUAUUUGGUUUUGUUUUCUCGUAUAACAUACGAUAUUCUAAUAUUCAAUUGACCUGAACUAUGUUCAGCAUGACAUGUACCAUGUGAUUCAAUUAUAACUCUGGGUAUUUUUCAUAUAUAUGAUUUCAUCCUAAUCAUUAAUUAGAAUGGGUAUACAAUCAAUAUAGAAAUAAGUUUAUUUUCGAUUAGGGUUGUUGUGUUUUAAGUUCAAUAAAUCAUCAUUUGUACUAGUCUUGGUGUUUUUAUUUC